GCGCGUCCCGGCGCCGCCUGGGGCUGCGCUCGGCGCGCAGACAGUGAGGAGGCGAGCGAGGCUGGCGCGGGGUCGGCGGCCAGACGCAUGGCUUAGGACGCCCCGCCGCCGCGCCCCAGCAUGGGGAAACUUCACUCGAAGCCGGCCGCCGUGUGCAAGCGCAGGGAGAGCCCGGAAGGUGACAGCUUUGCUGUGAGUGCUGCUUGGGCAAGGAAAGGCAUCGAGGAGUGGAUCGGGAGGCAGCGCUGUCCAGGCAGCGUCUCAGGAUCCCGUCAGCUGAGAUUGGCAGGCACUGUUGGUCGAGGCACCCGGGAGCUCGUGGGUGACACUUCUAGAGAGGCACUCGGUGAGGAAGAUGAGGAAGACUUCCAGCUAGAAGUGGCCCUACCACCUGAGAAGACUGACAGCCUGGGCAGUGGAGAUGAGAAGAGAAUGGAGAAAGUGAGUGAACCCAGCCCCAGCUCCAAGAAGCCGCUUAAGUUUGAAGAGCUGCAGUGCGACGUUUCUGUGGAGGAGGACAGCCGACAAGAGUGGACUUUCACGCUGUAUGACUUCGACAACAAUGGCAAAGUCACCCGCGAGGACAUCACCAGUUUGCUGCACACCAUUUAUGAGGUGGUUGACUCCUCUGUGAACCAUUCCCCGACAUCAAGCAAGACACUGCGAGUGAAACUCACUGUGGCCCCUGAUGGGAGCCAGAGCAAGAGGAGUGUCCUUUUCAACCAUACUGAUCUGCAGAGCACGAGGCCCCGGGCAGACACCAAGCCUGCUGAGGAGCUGCGUGGCUGGGAGAAGAAGCAGCGAGCCCCUCUCAGGUUCCAGGGUGACAGCCACCCGGAGCAGCCGGGCUGCUACCACCAUUGUGUGGAUGAGAACAUCGAGAGGAGAAACCACUACCUAGACCUGGCAGGAAUAGAGAACUACACGUCUCAGUUCGGACCCGGCUCCCCUUCGGUGGCCCAGAAGUCAGAGCUGCCCCCUCGAAUCUCCAACCCCACUCGCUCUCGCUCCCAUGAGCCAGAAGCCACCCACAUCCCACACCGGAGGCCCCAAGGUGUGGAUCCAGGCUCCUUCCACCUCCUUGACACCCCAUUUGCCAAGGCAUCGGAGCUCCAGCAACGGCUCCGGGGUACUCAGGAUGGGAGCAAGCACUUUGUGAGGUCCCCCAAGGCCCAGGGCAAGAACAUGGGUAUGGGCCACAUGGCCAGAGGCGCAAGAAGCAAGCCCCCCCUGGUGCCCGCCACCCAUACCGUGUCCCCCUCUGCCCACUUGGCCACCAGCCCAGCCCUCCUCCCCACCCUGGCACCCCUGGGGCACAAGAAGCACAAGCAUCGAGCCAAGGAGAGCCAGACAGGCUGCCGGGGCCUGCAGGCCCCACUGGCUGCGGGAGGCUCCACCGUCGUGGGGCGGGAGCAGGUGAGGGAGCUUCCUGCCAUGGUGGUGUACGAGAGCCAGGCUGGGCAGGCCGUCCAGAGACACGAGCACCACCACCAUCAUGAACAUCACCACCAUUACCACCACUUCUACCAGCCCUAAGCCCCACCAGGCCGCCACAGGAAGGACCCACCCCCACGCCCCGAGGCAUUACUAUUCUAUUAAUUAUUGUUAUUAUGGCAAUUAUUGUUAUUAAUAAUUAUUGUUACUCCACUAAUAUCUAGCUAGCCUUCAUGUAGAAGAUAUAUGGAAACACAGAACUAAACUCUUAUUUAUAAGUUGUGGGGAUUACGUAACUCACCCAAGAAGUGACCCUGGGUCUGAAAGGAUCCUUGGGCCCCCCUGGCUGCAGGGCCCACGCAGAUCUUCCCAAACCACAGGAGCCCUCGGCCCAACUGCCCCACCCCAGCUCUUCCAGGAGAGCACCCUUACCUGGUUCAGCUUCAGAGACCCUCAAGAGCUCCAGAGGACAACAGCUGCUACCUCUCAGCGUUAUUCUGGUUUGACUUCACCCUUAGUCGAUUGUAACAUGCCACAGGGGAUUUCAGCGGACUGCCAUCGCACCCUCCCUGCCCUUGUGUUUUCACGCCUCAACCUAGACACACCUUAUCUGUGUUUCCUGGAGUCACUGCCUCACCUUUCCAAAGGGAACAUGCCCUUGGCCCAAGCCAGCCCUGUUCUUUCUUUCUUUUUUUUUUUUUUGCAAUGCACAGUGUGGAAGCACCCCACUAUUCCUGUGCCCCCCUCUUUGAUUUUGAAGGAAGCACCUGUGUUUAAGGAUUGUCCUUGGAGCCAGCCUUCUCAUUUUAGAAACUACUACAGAGAGAAGCAACCACAUAAAGAAGUAUGGUUUCCCAAGACGGCACCAUUGUACGACGGAGGGUGUGAAACCUGAGUUUGCCAUCAGCCAAUACACUUUGUGGCUCUCUA
Psammomys obesus (fat sand rat) is the source of this 2364-nucleotide messenger RNA. It is a transcript of the gene Nkd1, whose product is annotated as NKD inhibitor of WNT signaling pathway 1. NCBI's taxonomy places the organism in Eukaryota, Metazoa, Chordata, Mammalia, Rodentia, Muridae. Gene Ontology annotation, molecular function: calcium ion binding. The record is from RefSeq and is a predicted model, not a curated record. The coding region runs from base 121 to 1536 and encodes 471 amino acids. Gene Ontology annotation, biological process: negative regulation of Wnt signaling pathway. Gene Ontology annotation, cellular component: cytoplasm. The transcript has 10 exons.